UGAUGCGUCAACACACAUCACACGUCAACACAAGAAAUGACAAGUUGCUUACUGUGGCUAAAUGGUUCGUAUUACAUUCCUGCAUCCUGAUUUGGGAGUCGGCGGUGCUGAGCGGUUAGUUGUUGAUGCGGCACUUGCAUUAAAAAACAAAGGUCACGAAGUAAAAUUUGUAACAAGUCAUCAUGAUCCUGAUCACUGUUUCAUUGAAACAAAAGACGGCACAAUACCUGUCACAGUUUACGGUGAUUGGUUACCGAGAAAUAUUUUUGGAAAGUUCUUUGCAGCGUGUGCUUACAUUCGUAUGAUAUAUGCAGCUUUGUGCAUAAUAUUUCUAGAAGAACUUCCAGAAAUAGUUUUCUGUGAUAUAGUAUCUGUCUGCAUUCCCAUACUCAGACUACGGAUUCCACAUGUCCUAUUUUACUGUCAUUUUCCGGAUCAACUGCUUUCAAGCCGCGGAGGUCAAUGGAAAUCUAUUUACCGAGCGGUUCUCAAUUUUAUGGAAGAAUUUACGACUGGAAGAGCUCACAAAGUUUUGGUGAACAGUCGCUUCACACAAGAAGUGUUUAAAAAGACAUUCAAGAGACUAAAUAUCCAAACAGAAGUUUUAUACCCUUCAGUCAAUACAGAUUAUUUUGACAAAGCACGGAUUUUACCUCUGGAAAGGGCACUGGAUAGGAAGCUUCCUGAUAAUAGUUGCAUAUUACUCUCGAUUAAUCGAUACGAACGUAAAAAGAACUUAUCCCUCUGUAUAGAGGCUCUUGCUCAACUCAAAAACACUCUCAGCGAUGAGGAAUAUGAGAAGAUUUACUUGAUCAUGGCUGGAGGAUAUGAUAAACGAGUGGAAGAGAAUGUUGAACAUCAUUUAGAAUUAAUUGGCCUUGCUGAUGAACUUCAGGUAACGGAGAAGAUCAUUUUUCUGAGAUCUCCAUCGGAUUUAGAUAAGGUUUCGAUCUUGAAUCACUCUGAUAUUGUAAUAUAUACUCCACCAAAUGAGCAUUUUGGAAUUGUACCACUUGAAGCGAUGUACGUCGGUAAACCAGUAGUUGCCCAAAAUUCAGGAGGCCCUACAGAGUCUGUGGAAAAUUCUGUAACUGGAUUCCUAGCAGAGCCGAGCGCUCAAGAUUUUGCUGACAAGAUAGCUAGUUUGGUUAGAGAUAAGGAAAUGAGAAUUCAAUUCGGUAAAGCUGGAAGGGAGAGAUUCAUGAAGAAUUUCAGUUUCGAGGCUUUUAGUACGCAACUGAAUGCUACAGUAGAGAAUUUGUUGGAAAAUAAUAAAGCGAAGUAAUGAUGUUAUAAA
Molecule: messenger RNA, 1297 nt
Organism: Belonocnema kinseyi
Lineage: Eukaryota; Metazoa; Arthropoda; Insecta; Hymenoptera; Cynipidae
Gene: Alg2
Product: alpha-1,3/1,6-mannosyltransferase ALG2
Exons: 3
Coding region: 62-1285 (407 amino acids)
Molecular function (GO): alpha-1,3-mannosyltransferase activity; GDP-Man:Man(1)GlcNAc(2)-PP-Dol alpha-1,3-mannosyltransferase activity
Source: RefSeq, a predicted model, not a curated record